AUGGACGACGUCAGCGGCGGUGCACCGGGUGCGUGCCCCAAGAACAAGAAGCCCCGUCACCUGUACCGAUCGCUGACCUACCACCACCACCACCCGUACCAGGGGCGCCACCUGCCGCCUCCUCCGCCGGCGCCGGCGCCCACCCCGCCGCAGCGCCCGCAGUCGGUGGUCCUCUACACGACGUCGCUCCGCGGCGUGCGCCGCACGUUCGCGGACUGCUGCGCGGUGCGCGCCGCGCUGCGGGGGCUCCGCGUCGCCGUGGACGAGCGCGACGUCUCCAUGGACGCCGCGCUCCGGCGGGAGCUCCAGGGCGUCCUCGCCGCCCGGGGCCGCGGGUUCUCGCUCCCGCAGCUCCUGGUCGGGGGCGUGCUCGUCGGCGGCGCCGACGAGGUCCGCAGGCUGCACGAGUCCGGCGAGCUCCGCCGCAUCCUCGAGGGCGCUCCCGGGCAGGACCCGGCCUUCGUCUGCGGUGCCUGCGGCGGGUUCCGGUUCGCGCCCUGCCCCGCCUGCGACGGCUCGCGCAAGGUGUUCGUGGAGGAAGAGGGGCGUGCCCGCCGCUGCAUAGAGUGCAACGAGAAUGGCUUGGUACGCUGCCCCAAUUGCUGUUCUUGA
Miscanthus lutarioriparius is the source of this 612-nucleotide messenger RNA. The record is from the annotation of a GenBank genome assembly. Lineage: Eukaryota; Viridiplantae; Streptophyta; Magnoliopsida; Poales; Poaceae.